Molecule: messenger RNA, 2247 nt
Organism: Fusarium graminearum PH-1
Lineage: Eukaryota; Fungi; Ascomycota; Sordariomycetes; Hypocreales; Nectriaceae
Exons: 7
Coding region: 1-2247 (748 amino acids)
Biological process (GO): carbohydrate metabolic process
Molecular function (GO): hexosyltransferase activity; UDP-glycosyltransferase activity
Source: RefSeq, a predicted model, not a curated record
AUGUCACCAGCACAGAACCUUGACUCUGGUUCCCCGCCACAGUAUCAUGAGCUUGAAGGGAGCAUGCCAGAAAUUGUAGCUCCACCACAAAAUGAGGUGGUAGCAGAGUUGGAAGCAACAACAGCUGGUCGAGAUGACGGCCGUAUUGACAUUGACCUCAGCUCGCGACUAGUUCGACGGCUAUCGCGACUAGCUCCAAUCGAAAAACCGAAAGUGUCAUUAGAGCAACCCUCAAGCCUACCGCCUCCACCAGAGUAUUCGGAAACAGGCCAGUCUAGCAUUUGUCUCAACAUUGUUAUCCAAGUUGUCGGCAGUCGAGGCGAUGUCCAACCGUUUGUCGCCCUUGGAACAGAACUACAGCGCCAUGGCCAUCGAGUCCGACUCGCGACCCACGGCCAGUUCGACAAAUUCGUCCGCGAUGCUGGUCUUGAAUUCUACUCCAUUGGUGGCGACCCCGCUGAGCUUAUGGCAUACAUGGUCAAGAACCCAGGUCUACUUCCUAGCAUGAAAACUCUGCGGGGAGGCGAGAUUCAAAAGAAGCGGAAAAUGGUGAAUGAGAUGCUUCACAAGUGUUGGGAUUCCUGCAUUCGACCGGAUGAGUUGACGGGACAGCCAUUUGUUGCAGAUGCAAUCAUUGCCAACCCGCCCAGUUUCGCCCAUAUUCAUUGUGCACAAGCUUUGUCCAUCCCUGUUCAUCUCAUGUUCACCAUGCCAUGGACAAGCACACGGGAGUUUUGUCAUCCUCUUGCAAAUCUCAAAGCCAACGGCAGUGAGAUGUCGGCAAGCGCUGCGAAUUACGUCUCCUACAGCUUGGUGGAAUGGAUGACAUGGCAAGGACUUGGCGACGUUAUCAACGCAUGGAGACACACACUAGACCUCGAGACAAUUCCGUUCAGCGAAGGCCCAUGUCUGGCCGAGACACUUGGAGUGCCUGUCACGUAUUGCUGGUCGCCAGCAUUAGUCCCCAAACCAACAGACUGGGCCGAUAACAUUGAUGUUUGCGGUUUUUUCUUUCGCGAUAUGCCGUCUUAUGAACCCGAUGCCGACCUGAAGAAAUUUCUUUCCAGCGGAACAACUCCAGUAUACAUCGGUUUUGGCAGUAUUGUGAUCGAUAAUCCCGAAGAGUUAACAGCGACAAUCCGUGAAGCUGUACGUGCAACAGGCACUCGAGCUAUUGUGUCAAGAGGUUGGAGCAAACUGGGAGGAGACUCUCCCAGCGACGACAGUAUUUUCUUCCUUGGCGACUGUCCCCACGAAUGGCUAUUCCAGCAAGUCAGGGCGGUCGUCCAUCAUGGCGGUGCCGGAACGACUGCUUGUGGGUUACUCAACGCCAAGCCGACUGCUAUCGUCCCAUUCUUCGGAGAUCAACCGUUCUGGGGACACAUGGUCAACGCCGGUGGUGCCGGACCAGCCCCGAUUCCUUUCAAGAGUCUGAACAAAGACAACCUGGCAGACGCUAUUCGCUUCUGUCUGACCCCAGAAGCAUCUGAUUCAGCGCGCAAAAUCGCACAGAAAAUGUCUCGUGAGGCGGGUGUCAGACGCGCUGUGGCUUCUUUCCACGCAAACUUACCUCUCAACAAGAUGCGUCAUCAGUCCCAUCCUAUCCACAUAGAGAAUCGACGCUGGGAUCCUGUGACUGCGGCUCUUGCAUCCCUCACCACAACCACUGUGGGCUUGGUGACCUCAGCAUCAGAUAUUGUCGUGAAACCGAUACAGGCAUUCCGCCCUGUGAGCUCAGAAGAGUCGAGGCGGGCCUCUAGCAGUCGCGAUUCAUCUGAGAAUAAUCCCAGCAACCAACAUUCCAGGACUCCUGGCAACACGAACGACGACGACGUCUUUGGAAGACCGGCGGGUUUGACUGUACCUCAUCAACUGAACAAGAGCCGCAGCACCAGUGAUUUGCACCAGCAACACGGCACGGUGGCCGCUCUGAAAGGGUCCGCUUCUGGCGUUGGUGGCUUUUUCAAGCACUACUCAAAGGGCAUGUUACUCGACCUUCCCUAUGCAGUCUCCGAAGGGAUGCGGAAUGCUCCGAAACUAUACGGCGGUCAAGCUUACGACCCUGGCGCGGUGACCGACUGGAAGUCUGGGAGUAUUGCAGCUGGCAAGAACUUUGCGCACGGAAUUGUCGAGGGUAUUGGGGGUAUAGUCAUGGAGCCGAUAAGAGGGGGCAAGAAGAAUGGUGCGGCUGGAGCAGCAAAGGGGGUUGGUAUAGGGCAAGGCUAUUGUGGAGGCGAGAAGGAUUGA